Varanus komodoensis (Komodo dragon) is the source of this 2103-nucleotide messenger RNA. RefSeq names its product transducin-like enhancer protein 2. Bases 1 to 2103 code for a protein of 700 amino acids. The transcript is spliced from 18 exons. Gene Ontology annotation, biological process: regulation of DNA-templated transcription; negative regulation of canonical Wnt signaling pathway. Lineage: Eukaryota; Metazoa; Chordata; Lepidosauria; Squamata; Varanidae. Gene Ontology annotation, molecular function: transcription corepressor activity; protein binding. The record is from RefSeq and is a predicted model, not a curated record. Gene Ontology annotation, cellular component: nucleus; transcription regulator complex.
AUGCUACAGUCUGGGCAACCGUUCAAGUACUCCAUCAUGGACAUUUGUGAGCAGCUUAAGGAAGAGUUCCGGUUCCUCCACACUCAAUACCACAGCCUGAAGCUAGAAUGUGAGAAGCUAGCCAGCGAGAAGAUAGAGAUACAAAGGCAUUAUGUGAUGUACUAUGAGAUGGCUUACGGAUUGAAUAUUGAAAUGCAGAAGCAGGCAGAGAUCGUGAAAAGGCUGAAUGCUAUCUGUUCUCAAAUAAUUCCCUUUCUGACGCAGGAGCAUCAACAGCAGGUCCUGCAAGCCAUAGACCAGGCCAAGCAGGUCUCCAUCGGAGAACUUAGCAGCAUGGUUUCGGUGAGUGAUCUGGAGACGCAGCAGAAACCUCUUCAUCGGAAUAUGCGAAGGACGCUGCUGAAUCAGCCCCACGGCCUGUAUCCUCUGGCACCGUUUCUAAAUUCCCCUGCAGAACUGAGCAAUUCUACAUCUCCUUCAGUGAGCCUGAAAGAGGAGGACCAGCCGAUCAUAGUGGGGAUAAAGCGCAAACGAGAAGUGAAAGAGGAGGAUGAGCAUUCGGAGAGUGAUGAGGAGAAAAGUGAUUAUCACGUGGUCGUGGAUGAGGAUCCUGCUUCAGAAGAUGUGAGUCCUAUUAGCACAACUGACAGUAAGAUCCUUUCGAGCCAGAAGGAGCAGCUCAACAGUUCAUCCUCAGUGGUGUUGAAUAGUUGCAAGAUGCCCUUCAAGAGAAAGGACCAAGACCUGAACGACGCGGGUUCCACCUCCAGUAAGACAACCAGCCUGUCACCACCCAAGGCUUUAACCCCUGGACCUGGACUGGGCCCAAGUUCUGCCUUCCAGAGCCAACGGACUGCCUUUAAGCCACCCAACUCGGAGAACAUCACCCUGCAGAAUGCACUUGACCUGUCAUCCCUCACCAACACGUACAGGAAAAUACGUCCCAGCAUCCUCAGCAGGGAACUGGCCGCCCCCAGCUCCUACAUGGGCAUUCACUUCUCCCCACACAUCAGUGGGACAAUGAUGUAUAGACGAUCUCCCAUGGUGGCUUUUGAGACUCGCUCACAUCUGCAUGGCCCAAUCGGCCCAACAUGUUGGCCCACACUUCCAGGCGGCAAGCCGGUGUAUUCGUUCCACGUGAAUGCAAACAAGCUGGUUCAGCCGGUCUCCUUCCCGCCCAACGCCCUGAUCGGCUCCGGCAUCCCACGGCACGUGCGCCAGCUGCACACGCUGGCCCACGGCGAGGUGGUCUGUGCCGUCACCAUCAGCAACUCCACCCAGCAUGUCUACACAGGAGGGAAGGGCUGCGUGAAGGUCUGGGACGUGGGGCAGCAGGGUGCCAAGACCCCCGUGGCGCAGCUGGAUUGCCUGAACCAGAACAAUUAUAUCCGCUCCUGCAAGCUCCUGCCGGACGGCCGCACCCUCAUCGUCGGCGGGGAGGCCAGCACCCUGUCCAUCUGGGACUUGGCGGUCUCCACCCCCCGGAUCAAGGCUGAGCUGACCUCCUCAGCCCCUGCCUGCUACGCCCUGGCCAUCAGCCCUGACGCCAAGGUCUGCUUCUCCUGCUGCAGCGACGGAAACAUCAUGGUGUGGGAUUUGCACAACCAAACCAUGGUCAGGCAGUUCCAGGGUCACACGGAUGGAGCCAGCUGCAUUGACAUCUCCAAUAAUGGAAUCAAUCUCUGGACAGGGGGCUUGGACAACACCGUGAGGUGCUGGGACCUGCGGGAAGGCCUGCCGCUUCAGCAGCACAAUUUCAGCUCCCAGGUCUUCUCCCUGGGCUACUGCCCCACCGGGGAGUGGCUGGCGGUCGGGAUGGAAAGCAACAGUGUCGAGGUCCUGCAUGUGACAAAACCUGAGAAGUACCAGCUGUACCUCCAUGAGAGCUGCGUGCUUUCCCUCAAAUUUGCUAAUUGUGGGAAAUGGUUUAUCAGCACUGGCAAAGAUAGUUUGCUUACUGCAUGGCGGACGCCAUAUGGCGCAAGCAUCUUUCAGUCCAGAGAAUCUUCUUCAAUGCUUUGCUGUGACAUCUCUGCCAACGGCAAAAUAAUCGUGACAGGUUCGGGAGACAAGAAGGCGACGGUUUAUGAAGUUGUGUACUGA